AUGCAAAUCCCACCUGCACUUUUUUGGUCCUAAUAUAUUCAAGCUCCAAUCUCAUAUCAACUUGUAGAUGAACAUAAACCUCCAUCAAAAUAACGCUAAUCUCAUCAAUGUUCAGGACAAUGUUGGGAUAUAAAGUUAUUCUUCUUACUUUUGUUAUAUCGUAUGCAUCCGCGAUAGAUUUACCGGAUUUUUUGCAAGUCUGCAGUAGAAAUGAUCCUAAUCUCAAUGACUGCAUAAGAAGAAGUGCUGACUAUCUGAAACCAUAUUUAGUAACUGGUGUACCUGAGUAUAAUAUUCCGUCACUACAGCCGUUAUUGCUGGAUGAUCUAGUUGGUGAAGGCCAUGGUGUCAAAUGUACGUGCAAGAAUAUUAAAGUUUUUGGAGCAGCUGACUAUUCUGUUAAAUAUAUCAAUGCGGACUUGGCUGCACUAGAAUUCAAAGUUGAUCUUUUGCUGCCGCACUUAUACGUCGAAGGAACUUAUGAAGUCGAUGGAAAAGUUUUAUUGUUACCAGUUACAGGAAACGGAGGUUGGCAAGGUAACUUUACAGGCUGUGAUGCAUCGGUCACUUUUACAGCAUCGACAAAUCCCGACGCUUCUGGAGUUAAACAAUUUCAUAUUGAGCAAUUCGAUCUUAAAGUAACAGUAAGCAACGGUUAUUUACACUUUGAAAAUCUUUUCAAUGGUGAUAAAACGAUUGGAGAUCUUGUUAAUCAGGCGAUAAACGCUAACUUCAAUGUUUUUCUACGUGAAAUUAUGCCCUUAGUCGAACAGACGCUGUCGUCAACUUUUAGAGAUAUCGGCAAUGGUAUUGUUAAUCCUUUCAGCUAUGAUCAACUUUUCCCCAUGUAAAUUACUAAAAUUAAAAAAUAUAAUUAAACUCUGUAAUUUUGACUGACUAUGCUGAAUUAAAUCGGCGUUUCUUAUUUAAAAACAUUAUCUGUUUUCUAGUUUAAAGUAAUUUAGUAAAUAUUAUCAUUAUGUAAAACAAAAAAAAUUGUUAAAAAAAUAAAAAAUUAACGUAAAUAUUAUUUUCAUUAGAUUAAAUAAAAAAGUAUUGAUAAUAUUUUAUCAGUUAAAAUAGAAAAAAAAAAUAUUAACAAUAAAAUUCUUUCAUAUGAAUGAAUAUGUAAUAUGUAAUCUGAUGACAAUUUGAAGUAUUCGUUGAAAAAUAAUUUUCAAGAUCACGUAAUGUUUAACCAUAUAAUCACCUAAUUAUGGUUAGCUAAUCAUCUAAUGAUUUUUCAUAAUAAUCUGUAAUUGACCAGAGAUGUACUGCGAAAAAAAAUUAUACAUUAUAUGUGUCUGAUAAAAAAUAUUUAUUAAAUUAAUUCAAUCUAUUUACUCAUCAUUUAAUAAACAAUAAAUAAUGUAAGUUAUAAAAAAAACUAUAUAUUGAUCACGCGAGGAUAAUGGGCGGUUCAUGAAGGCCAACAAUUAAUGUAAAUCAACGUAUUUUUAUUUUCUUCCUUAUUUUAUAAUCACAUAUAAGUCAAACAUAAAUAAAUCAGCGAAGUAAUGAAGCAUUUAAAAAAUA
Molecule: messenger RNA, 1536 nt
Organism: Cotesia glomerata
Lineage: Eukaryota; Metazoa; Arthropoda; Insecta; Hymenoptera; Braconidae
Product: protein takeout-like
Exons: 3
Coding region: 108-851 (247 amino acids)
Source: RefSeq, a predicted model, not a curated record